Messenger RNA from Macaca mulatta (Rhesus monkey), 3327 nucleotides. The record is from RefSeq and is a predicted model, not a curated record. Lineage: Eukaryota; Metazoa; Chordata; Mammalia; Primates; Cercopithecidae.
UAGAACCCAGAUGGGCUCUGAGACCAAGCCCAGCUCUAGAACCCAGAUGGGCUCUGAGACCAAGCCCAGCUCGAGAACCCAGAUGGGCUCUGAGACUGAGCCCAGCAUAGAGACCAAGCCCUGUUCUAGAACUCAGGCCACCUCUGAGGCCAAACCCAGCUCUAGAACCCAGAUGGGCUCCGAGACUAAGCUCAGCUCUAGAACUCAGAUGAACUCUGAGACCGAGCCCAGUAUUGAGACCAAGCCCUGUUCUAGAGCCCAGGCCAGCCCUGAGGCCAAGCUCAGCUCUAGAACCCAGAUGGGUUCUGAGACUAUGCGCAGCUCUAGAACCCAGAUGGGCUCUGAGAAUGAGCCCAGCAUUGAGACCAAGCCCUGUUCUAGAACUCAGGCCAGCUCUGAGACCAAGCCCAACCCUAGAACCCAGAUGAUCUCUGAGUCCAGGCCCAGCAUAGAGACCAAGCCCUGUUCUAGAACUCAGGCCACCUCUGAGGCCAAGCCCAGCUCUAGAACCCAGAUGGGUUCUGAGACUAAGCUCAGCUCUAGAACUCAGAUGAACUCUGAGACCAAGCCUAGUAUUGAGACUAAGUCCUGUUUUAGAGCCCAGGCCAGCUCUGAGACCAAGCCCAGUUCUAGAAACCAGAUGAGCUUUGAGACCAAGCCCAGCUCUAGAACCCAGAUAAGUUCAGAGACCAAGCCCAGCAUUGAGACCAAGCCCUGUUCUAGAACUCAGGCCACCUCUGAGGCCAAGCCCUGUUCUAGAACUCAGGUCAGCUCUGAGACCAAGCCCAGCUCUAGAAACCAGAUGAGCUCUGAGACCAAGCCCAGCUCUAGAACCCAGAUAAGUUCUGAGACCAAGCCCAGCAUUGAGACCAAGCCCUGUUCUAGAACUCAGGCCAGCCCUGAGACCAAGCCCAGCUCUAGAACCCCGAUAAGCUCUGAGACCAAGCCCAGCAUUGAGACCAAGCCCUGUUCUAGAACUCAGGCCACCUCUGAGGCCAAGCCCAGCUCUAGAACCCAGAUGAGAUCUGAGACCAAGCCCUGCUCUGAAGCCCAGGCCAGCUCUGAGAUGAAGCUCAUCUCUAGAAUCCAGCUGAGCCCUGACAACAAGCCAAGCUCUGGAACCCAGACAAAUUUUAAGACCCAGACCAGCUUGGAGACCAAUCCCAGUUCCAGAAUCCAGGCUAGUUCGGAGACCAAGCCCUGCUGGAAAACUCGAGCUGACUCUGGAACUCUGGACAGCUCCACAAUGCAGCCACACCUGGACACUCGGUCUAGCUCCAGAACCCCAGUUAAUUUUGGAACCCAUGUGAGAUUCAUGAAGCAACCCAGCUCUGGAACUCCAGCCAGCUCAGGAUUCAGAGACAGCUCCCAAACCAAAUCCUAUUCAAGAACUCAGACCAGCUCAGAAACCCAGGUCCACACAACUGCCCAGUCCAGAUCCCAAGCCCAGUUGCAUCCAAGUACCCAUCCCCACCCUGCAGCCCAGUCCAGCGCCAGUGACGAUUCCAGCUCUGAGACUGAGCCCAGCUCUAGAACCUCACCUAGUGCUACAACCAGGCCCAACUGCAGGAUUCAGACCAGCUCUGGAACCCCAUCCAUCUUGGAAGCAAGGCCCAGCUCCAGCACACAGCUUGGUGCCAAGCCCCACUCUCCCUGCAGAAUGCAGGUCAGCUCUAGAAUGCAGACCAAUUUCAAGGCCUGGCCAAGCUCCACAGCUCAAUCCAGCCCAGGCACUGCACUCAACUCUAGAACUCAGCUCAGUUCUGGAGCACAGGCUGGUUCUGAAAUCCCAGCCAGCUCCAAAACACAGACAGUGGCUGAGACCCAGCCAAGUUCCAGAAUCCAACUAAGCUCAGGAGUCCUACCUAGUCCUGGGACCCAGGCCAUCGCAGCAACAGAGUUAAGCUCCACAGCCCCGUCUAGUUCUGACAGCAGGCCCAACUCCAAGACCCAGCGCUGCCCAGGAGCUCGACCAGCCUCUGGGACUCAAUUCGCCUCUAAAACCCUGCCAGGUUCUAGGUACCAGCUCCAGACCACAGCCUCAGAGAGCUCUGGUAUUCAACUAGACUUUGGGAAGCAGACCAGCUCUGGAAGUCAGCCUAGCUUUGGAACGCAGCCCAGCUCUGGGACCCAGAUAAGCUCAAGAAUUCAAGCCAGCUGUGGAAGUCAGCUUAGUUCUGGAACGCAGCUGAUUACUGGAGCCCAUCCCAGCUUCAGAACUCAGACCGGUUCCGGAAACCAGCUCAGCUCUGGGACCCAGGCCCGUGCAAGAAUUCAGCUCAGCCUCGGAGCUCAUCUUAGCUCCAGAACCCAGUCCAGUCCUGAGACCGGGCUCAGCUCUGCGGCUCAGCCCAGCUCUGGAACCCAGCCCAGCUCUGGAACCCAGCUCAGCUCUGGGAUUCCGUUCGGCUCUGAAACCCAGACUGGCUCAAGAAUUCAGCCCGACUCCGGAGUCCGCCUUAGCUCCAGAACCCAGUCCAGCUCUGAGACUGGGCUCAGCUCUGAAACCCAGACUGGCUCAAGAAUUCAGCCCAGCCCUGGAGCCCACCUUAGUUCUGGAACCCAGACUGUUUCUGGAACCCAGUCCAGUUCCAGAACUCACAUCAGUUCAAGAAUCUGGCUGAGCCCUAGAAAUGGGCUCUCCCCACAGACCACUGGCCUUGACCCUAGAAUCCAGCUUGAGGGCCCUGCCGCAACCCAACCUCAGCCCGCAGGCCCACCCCCCAGAGACCCCACCCCAGCCCCUAGCAAAGACCCCCAGCCUCUGCCUCAGCCCCAAGAGCAGGUACGUGGCACCCAGGCCAGCCUUGGCCCCAUCCCAGGCUUAUCCCUCGCCUCCUACCCGGCCCCUCAGCCGCAGGUCUCCUCAACCCCCGAGAAGCCAGCCGUCUCUCCCAAGCCCCAGGUGGGACCCCAGAAAUCCACCCCACCCACCAUAUCUGUCACUCUUAGUCCUGCCCCCAGAGGCCUCCUGAGUUCCCAGCUGUCUGAGUCCCCAGCUCUGGCGCCUGCCCCUUCCCCAACUCUGGAGAAGCCAGAGCCCCACCCUUACCGCGGGGGAUCGUAGCUUGGCUGUGACCUAGCCUUGGCUCAUGUGGUUCUCACCCUCUCCUGUCCCUCCCAGCCUGGGCCCCCCAGAAGCAGCAAGUGACCUUAUUUCCCCAGCAGGCGGUGGUGGCGGGGUGUGUGGUGGUGAAAACAGGGGCUUCGGUUUCACCGGCCCUGGCUCAGAUCCAGGUCCUUGGAGGGAAAAGGAGGGCAGGAGAUGGGUUGCACCGCAUGUACCCUGAGGGUUCAUGGUGAAUAAAGGCACCUUCCAUCUCUGCA